Molecule: messenger RNA, 1139 nt
Organism: Monosiga brevicollis MX1
Lineage: Eukaryota; Choanoflagellata; Craspedida; Salpingoecidae
Exons: 1
Coding region: 414-1139 (241 amino acids)
Molecular function (GO): heme binding; oxygen binding
Source: RefSeq, a predicted model, not a curated record
UUUUUUUUUUUUCUUGUCUCAGGACGCAGCGACGCAUUUCUUGAGAGCUCAUCAUCAGCAAAGUUCGAGAGCAUCCGGCAGCGUUUUAGCUCUCUCACCUGUCUUGCUUUUUUCAUCGCCUGCUCUGCUGGUCGGGCACGUUUGGUGCGAGUCCUUGGUGCCACUUUUGCCUCUGGGCUUGAGCACCUUGUGUGUGUCCCGCCGUUGUGUUAGGACACCCUGGCGUGUCCUUCGUUUUUCAACCCACGAACUUGACAUUGCAACCUCGCUGGCCCCUGCCACAGCCUUCUCUCCCCUUGCCCAAGCCCCCGCCUGGCUCCGCUGCAAAGCUUGAGAGGCCCUUCUUGGAACGGUGUCGCCUCCCUCCUCCAUCGCACACACACACACACACACCGGCUACAACACAGCACGCGAUGUCGGACCGCAGGAGAAGUUCGGGUUCGUCCGAGGACGAGGCGCAUGCUCCUGAUUACCCCUCUUUUGAUCCUGUGGCCGUCAAACUCGCCCGAAAACAAUGGAAGCGUGUCGUGCAGCUCGUACCCAAUUGGCAUGAAGUCUUCUUCAGUUAUCUCUUCGAACGGGCUCCCUACGCUCGCACACUCUUUCCCUUCGACGUCGAUCGCCUGCAAGGCAACAGCAGCCUCGCUGAACAUGCCAAGCGCGUUGGUCAGGCUCUAGAAACUGCCCUACAAGGCCUCUUUGAGUACUACUCCCUUGUUGAGGUGCUGGAAAAACUCGGCCGACGACACUUCAAGUAUGGCGUCGAGCCCGAACACAUUGACCUCUUCGAGGAAACCUUUUACAAAACACUGGCCAUCGGCCUCGGCAAGAAGUGGAACCCUGAAGCCCGACGUGCUUGGGAAAUCGUCUGCGGGCUCAUUCUCUCUCCGAUUCGCACGGGGAUUUUGCAAGCUCGCACCAAGGCCAAUCAUCUCAGGGCCAAAGAGGCGGAGCGAAAGCGUCAGCUCGAAAUGGCUGCGGCGCGCCUUGAAGGACGAGUCGCAUCGAGUGGCGUGCAAUUCUCCUCGGACACUGAGCGCUCGCGGCGCUCCACCGCCGCCUCUGCCACCGCCACACCACACUGUGGCCUCAAAAGCAACCGCUUCUCAUCUAACUCCCUUCGUAAAACCAUCCUCUAG